Messenger RNA from Thermothelomyces thermophilus ATCC 42464, 1507 nucleotides. RefSeq lists its product as uncharacterized. The transcript is spliced from 8 exons. NCBI's taxonomy places the organism in Eukaryota, Fungi, Ascomycota, Sordariomycetes, Sordariales, Chaetomiaceae. The coding region runs from base 254 to 1111 and encodes 285 amino acids. Gene Ontology annotation, cellular component: ascospore wall; prospore membrane; lipid droplet. The record is from RefSeq and is a predicted model, not a curated record.
CAAUGACGACAUGCACUCAACCUCGAUGAAUAACCCCAUUUCAUCGAGCAGCCGAUACUUUCACCAACCAUUUCAAACUCUAAACUUAUUUUCAUGAUCUUAAGUCUGAUUGAGAUUUAAGCUAGGACGCCUUUCAGCACCCUUACGAGCUUUAUUUCAGUCACGUUCGCUCAAAACCCCAUCACAGACCCUGACCCUGACUAACACGCCCAUAAUUAGUUAAAACAUAUUCGCCCCCUUGCAACUCCUAAAAAUGGCGGGUCGACUUGCCGAUAAGGCCCAAGAGGUUGUGAAAGAGGAGUAUGACAAAGCCAAGCUCCUCCUCAACGACGCAGCGAGGAGUGGUUCCUACAUGUAUCCCAUCAAGGGUAUUUUCUACUUGAUCAGCCACCCCGAGCUGUGGAAGCCGCUGCGGUCGAGGCUGCUCCCCUACCUGACCCUCUACUCGAGCGUGCUCGGGUCCAUGUUCUUCUUCACCUACCUCCCGCAGCUCGCCGUCAUGGCCUUCGCAAACGGGCCGCUCGCCGUCUUCACGACCGCCCUCCUCAUCCUGAACGAGAGCUCGACCAUCACGGGCAUCCUGUCCAAGAACUACGUCCUGCAGGACGCAAUCCUGGACACGUUUGACGGCACGCUGCUGGCCCGUAACAAGGGCGACGUCGUUGCCGAGGGGAGGGAGGUCAAGACGCGCGGCGACUCGAUCCAGAGGCUGGGCAAGGCGCUCAAGAAACCCUUCAGGUGCUUCAGCAUCAACGAGCUGAUUCGAUAUGUCAUGUAUCUGCCUCUGAACAUUGUCCCUGUUGUGGGCACCGUAACCUUCCUCCUGCUACGAGGACGAUCUCGUGGCGAAUCUGUUCAUGAUCGGUACUUCCAACUGAAAGGGUGGACAAGUUCCAAGAGAUCCAAGUGGCUCAAGGACCAUAAGGGGCCUUAUACUGCAUUCGGCACUGUUGCCACUCUACUCGAGAUGAUCCCGGUUGCUUCGAUCGUCUUCUCCUUCACCAACACAGUUGGGGCUGCGCUCUGGGCGGCUGACAUCGAGGCUAAGGAGAGCCAUAUGGCCGGUAGCACAGCGCCGGAGCUGCGGGAAGCGGCCAAGAAAGCCGAGUAAGAAGUGCUACCGGAGCAGACCGAUAGGGCCACUUCAAACGUGCAUUUUGGAGGGUCGCACCUUUCGAUCGCGUGUAGCUCUCCUGCAUGAUCUCAGCUUGAUGCAGUGGCACGCACACGAAAGUACAGGGUUGGCGAUGGCAAGGAGGUAAACGAGGGCUCACAGCACCACGGCAGUAGGACAUGUCGCGGCAGCCUGGGAGCUUUGGUACUUUGGUGAAUUAAAAAAAAAAAACCAGAUUGGAGAUGAUUGGGUGUCGAGGUCGUCGAGCAACGCAAUACACAACCUGCUUAUUUUAAAACUGUUCGGAGGUUGGAGGGUGCGGUGGGCUCCCAGAUAGCAGAGAAUGAGACGCCUUUUUUUUGUUUUUGGCACUUCUCAUGCCUUCCUGAAAAC